AUGGCUUUGUGGGCUCGGCAGGUCUCCCGCUGGUGUUGCCUGCUGCAAACAGCCCGUGGUGCUGAAUUUUCUCGGAGGCUGAGGGGCCGCAGCAGCACGGCACAGGGUUGUCGUGGGUUCGCCCCUCUGGUUCUGCUGCUCUCUAGAAAUGACGGCCUUCCGUGGAGAUUGCAGGCAUACAGGCAUGCAUCUGUAGGAAGCUGUUCUCCACCCGACAGUGCCAAAGAUGGAUCCUUUUCUUCUCCCGAAAGUCACUUGCCAUCGCCAGUAAAACAGGAACAAGCAAAGGCAGAAACAUUACCUGAUCUGAAUACAGAAAUACUGUAUGAAGACUGGGAUGACAUCCCACCUUCGUCUGCUUUGGAGGAGAUUUCAGAGGAAGAAGCUGUACAGAUCAUUGCAGAACCACUUCUUCCCCUUCAGUCUUCAACACUCCGAGAUUAUGUUGAUCACUCAGAAACCCUGGCAAAACUUGUCCACCUAGGAGUUGACUUAUCCCAAGUGGAGAAACGUCAAAAGGCAGGUCAACUCUUACUGACCUUGGACUUUGAAAAAGAUAUAAGAAAAAUACUUCUGUUUCUUAAGGAUGUGGGUGUAGAAGACAAUCAGCUGGGACUAUUCCUGACCAAAAAUCCAUACAUCCUUGCUGAAGAUCUGGAAGCUUUAGAAACCAGAGUGGCUUACCUAAAAUCGAAAAAAUUUGGUAAGGCAGAAAUUGCUCAGAUGGUCUCAAGAGCUCCCUAUUUGCUGUUGUUUUCAGUGGAAAGACUGGAUAACAGACUGGGUUUCUUCAAAAAUGAACUUGGCCUCAGUGUAAAAAAGACAAAGGAUCUGGUAAUUCGUCUUCCAAGGCUACUGACUGGCAAAUUAGAGCCUGUAAAAGAAAAUCUUCAG
Molecule: messenger RNA, 894 nt
Organism: Phaethon lepturus (White-tailed tropicbird)
Lineage: Eukaryota; Metazoa; Chordata; Aves; Phaethontiformes; Phaethontidae
Product: transcription termination factor 3, mitochondrial-like
Exons: 5
Biological process (GO): regulation of DNA-templated transcription
Molecular function (GO): double-stranded DNA binding
Source: RefSeq, a predicted model, not a curated record